AUGAAGGAAGCACAAGCUACUAGUGUUCUUUCUAAGCGAUGGCGCAAUGUGUGGGCGUCUAUUGCUACUCUUAACUUUGAUAAUUCCCCAACCAUCGAGAGUUUCAUACAAGGCUAUGUGUCUUCCAAGUCCUACAGCCUCCUCAUGUCAAAAGUAGACAGUGAAAUCAGUAGGUUCUACCCUUGGAUCAAUAGUGUAGUGGAAUUGCAUACUGGACCAUGCAUUGAACUACUUAGGGUUCGUUCUCAUCUAAACCAGGAAUUUGCAAGUUCCGUUGAUAAUUGUGUUCAAUUUGCAAUGGAAAAGGGUGUUCGAACACUGGAGCUGGACUUUUCAGUCUUUAGUUGUGAGAUGUAUACACUACCCCAUGGUCUCCUCAAGCACUUGAGUGUGGGUCAUAUUCCAAUACAAGGCCCUUGUCCAUGCAUUGGAUUGAAGUCCCUCAAAGUUCUUAACUUUCAUUAUGUUGAUGUGGCCGGAGAAGUUCUUGAGUACAUCUUGUCUAAUUGUCCGGUUCUUGAAAGACUAUUGGUGCGUGAAUCCCCAUCUUUGAGUAAUCUAAGAGUUUUUGGUCCAUCAGUUGCAUUGAAGUAUCUACUCAUUGAAUAUUGUCAAAACAUCAAAAGCAUUGAGAUUUGUGACACAAAUCUGGUUUCAUUAUAUGAUGGAGAUUGUAGACAUUUGCUUCUUAAAAAUUUAGCGCUGCUUGUUGAGGUAUCAGUUAGUAUGCCUUCUCUUAAGGACUGCCUAGCGGUGGCCUUUACUCAACUCUCAUGCCGUCUCUCUCAGUUAAAGAUUCUGAAAUUGAAUCACCUUGGGAUAUUCAAGAAAAUUCGUGCUGCUCAAUUCAAGAUUGGAUUUCCUGUACUAGCAAGUCUCAAACAUUUGGAAUUGUGUCUCUACACAGAAGAUGAUUGCAUUCUUCUUCAAUUAACUUCCUUCCUCAAUGUCACUCCUAACUUGCAGUCUUGUGCUUUUGUUGAACUCAUCACCUUCUUGGAUGAAAGAAAUAAAGUAUAAAGCUGCAAAAUGCUCCCAUCAACAUCUCCGGGUAGUGCAACUUGUAGCAUAUGAUGUAAU
Messenger RNA from Argentina anserina (silverweed cinquefoil), 1080 nucleotides. RefSeq names its product F-box/FBD/LRR-repeat protein At1g13570-like. The record is from RefSeq and is a predicted model, not a curated record. NCBI's taxonomy places the organism in Eukaryota, Viridiplantae, Streptophyta, Magnoliopsida, Rosales, Rosaceae.